This is a messenger RNA of Sander lucioperca (pikeperch), 1984 nucleotides long. RefSeq names its product RuvB-like AAA ATPase 2 (gene ruvbl2). Gene Ontology annotation, molecular function: DNA helicase activity; ATP hydrolysis activity; ATP binding. The record is from RefSeq and is a predicted model, not a curated record. The transcript is spliced from 14 exons. Gene Ontology annotation, cellular component: NuA4 histone acetyltransferase complex; Swr1 complex; R2TP complex. The coding region runs from base 267 to 1646 and encodes 459 amino acids. Gene Ontology annotation, biological process: box C/D snoRNP assembly; chromatin remodeling; regulation of transcription by RNA polymerase II. NCBI's taxonomy places the organism in Eukaryota, Metazoa, Chordata, Actinopteri, Perciformes, Percidae.
UGAGGCAAGCUGCAAUGGUUUAAAUAGGCUAAAAUACACAGUCUCUGAUCCAAUCCUACACAAACGGGCAGCACGACCACUCUUACUAAACUGCUUAUAAUGUUUUUAUGCGAUCAAGAGACCACCCUGGCUAUGGUCUAUAGAGGGCAGUCAACUUCACAACUGACAUAGAAAAAGAAGGACUUGUUUCUCCUCGGACACAUUUACCCUGCGCACUAUUAGAAAGAAGCGCCGCAUUCUCACAUUUCUCAAGUGUGGCUGCACAGAUGGCGACUACAAAGGUUCCAGAGGUUCGUGACAUCACGCGGAUCGAGAGAAUCGGAGCACACUCUCACAUUCGUGGCCUUGGUUUGGAUGAUGCUUUGGAGCCAAGACAGGUGUCUCAGGGGAUGGUUGGCCAGCUGGCCUCCCGUCGAGCAGCAGGGAUCAUUCUGGAGAUGAUCAAAGAUGGCCACAUAGCUGGCAGAGCAGUACUGAUAGCUGGCCAACCUGGCACAGGAAAGACUGCCAUCGCCAUGGGCAUUGCCCAGUCUCUUGGCCCUGAUACACCCUUCACAGCGCUGGCCGGCAGUGAGAUCUUCUCCCUGGAGAUGAGCAAGACCGAGGCACUCAGCCAGGCUUUUAGAAAAGCUAUCGGAGUGAGGAUCAAAGAAGAGACAGAGAUUAUUGAAGGAGAGGUGGUGGAGAUCCAGAUUGAUAGACCAGCCACUGGAACGGGUGCCAAGGUGGGCAAGCUGACUCUAAAGACUACUGAGAUGGAGACAAUAUACGACUUGGGCAACAAGAUGAUCGACAGUCUCAGUAAAGAGAAGGUUCAAGCAGGAGAUGUUAUUACCAUUGACAAAGCCACUGGAAAGAUCAGCAAGUUGGGCCGCUCCUUCACCAGAGCCAGAGACUAUGAUGCCAUGGGAGCCCAGACACAGUUUGUACAGUGUCCAGAGGGAGAGCUGCAGAAGAGGAAAGAGGUGGUCCACACAGUGUCCCUCCAUGAGAUCGACGUCAUCAACAGCCGCACACAAGGCUUCCUGGCUCUCUUCUCCGGAGACACGGGGGAGAUCAAGUCUGAAGUCCGCGAGCAGAUUAAUGCCAAAGUGUGUGAGUGGAGGGAAGAGGGCAAGGCCGAGAUCAUUCCUGGGGUGUUAUUUAUUGACGAGGUCCAUAUGCUGGACAUGGAGUGUUUUUCCUUCCUGAACCGAGCCCUGGAGAGUGACUUGUCCCCAGUUCUCAUUAUGGCCACCAACAGAGGCAUCACUCGUAUCCGCGGCACAAACUAUCAGAGCCCUCAUGGCAUCCCCAUCGACCUGCUGGAUCGCCUGCUCAUCAUCGCCACCUCCCCUUACAGCGAAAAAGAGACGAGGCAGAUCCUCAAGAUCCGGUGUGAGGAGGAAGACGUGGAUCUGAGCGAGGAGGCCCACACCGUCCUGACUCGCAUCGGCAUGGAGACGUCACUGCGCUACGCCAUCCAGCUGAUCAGCACAGCUGGACUGGUGUGUCGCAAACGCAAGGGGACAGAAGUCCAGGUGGAGGACAUCAAAAGGGUUUACUCUCUGUUCCUGGAUGAGGCCAGAUCCUCUCAGUACAUGAAGGAGUAUCAGGAUUCCUUCCUCUUCAAUGAAACACAAACGGGUUCAAUGGACACCUCAUAAUGAAGAUGACUGCUUUGUUUUCUUACACUCUGAAGUUUUAAUGUUGUCGAAUCGUCUCUGGGGUCAGAGUCAAUUCAAAACUGGAUUUUACUUUAAUUUGAAUUCAGCAUUGAAAUGUAACUUGACUGAUUUCCUUACAUUUUUCUUCUCUGUUCAGCUUUAAUUCUCAUUGUUUGAAAUCAAAUUUAUUCACUGAAAUUUGACUUAAUUCUGAAUUCACCACGUUUCUGUUCAUCGAGGCCUUGUUUGUGGCUGGAAUAUCUAUUCCGUCAGUGUUUUCCUUUACAUGGUUUAUUUUUAUGAAAAUUAUUAAACAGGCUUUCCUAAGCACACUGUGA